This is a messenger RNA of Mesorhabditis spiculigera, 522 nucleotides long. Lineage: Eukaryota; Metazoa; Nematoda; Chromadorea; Rhabditida; Rhabditidae. The record is from the annotation of a GenBank genome assembly.
AUGGUCGCCGAGACGGACCCUUAUCUGCCGGAAAGCCCUACUUUGCUGGCUCUACCGUCCAGGGCCUACGAUGUCUUGAUCUCGGACAUCGAUCAAGGCGAAUUAAUAAAUAUUGGGGAGCAAUACCAGCCGACGAAUCUAUCCAGUGCCGUCUUCCCCACAAUUCCUUUUCCCGUGUUGGGAAGAGUACAUGGCAAAAACCAACGGCUCAUGGUGCCGCUUGUUUGCCAGCACGCUGGUGGGAAAAAAUCACCGAGUCUAAAUGUAUGGUUCAUCGUGGAUACAGGUGCACCGUACACCUAUCUGACCGUACAAACGAUCGAAAAGCUGGUCGGACAGGGCUUCACCAACCACACACAUAACAUAAUGAUUCAAGACCAAAGGACCUAUGUGGAGUGUGAGAUUUCGAGGGGGCACUUUACAGAUGUCAAUGUUCUGGGCAUUGAUGCGAUUCAAGAGCUAGAGAUCUCAAUAAUUUUCCAAUGGAAAGUGUCUAAAAAGAUGUUCUAUCUUGUGAGACUC